Phragmites australis (common reed) is the source of this 1305-nucleotide messenger RNA. Its product is annotated as protein MKS1-like. Gene Ontology annotation, cellular component: nucleus. The record is from RefSeq and is a predicted model, not a curated record. Lineage: Eukaryota; Viridiplantae; Streptophyta; Magnoliopsida; Poales; Poaceae. The transcript has a single exon. The coding region runs from base 28 to 813 and encodes 261 amino acids.
CCCCAAGACGCCGUCCUUGGCUUAUAUAUGCACCGAUGGCACUCCCCCGUACAUCGUCGACUUAGCCUCUUCCUGUCCGUCAGCCUGUCCCCUUCAAAUCUUUCGUGUCCACUUCCACUUGCUUCGUUCCUCCAAUCCAUCGGCCGUAGUAGCUAUCCGUCCUCUCCUCCGCUCGUCAUGGCUUCCACGAGCUUCGGCAGCGAGGUCCCGCGGAGCGGCGGCGCCGGGAGCGGGCCCCUCGGCGUGCGCGGCGCGUCGCGCAAGAUCGGCAAGACGGGCACCGGCGGGCAGCAGGACCGGAAGCCGGUCAUCAUCUACAUGGUGUCCCCCAAGGUGAUCCACGUCGAGGCCCACGAGUUCAUGCCGCUCGUGCAGCGGCUCACCGGCCCGGACGCCGGCCGCGGCGACAAUAAGAGCAGGCCGUCAACGUCGUCGUCCUCACCAACGCAGGAACCGGAAGGCGCGCGCAACAAGGGCGCCGGGGUCAGGACGGCGCCGCCGGUGCGCGUCAAGGCGCGCGCCCUGAACCGGCCCUCGGGCGGCCCGGCGGUGUCGGUGUCGGUGACGGCCACGAGGCACCAGGCUGCCGCUCCCUCGGGGGCAGCCACCGCUGCGUCGCCCUCGGGAUUCAUGUUCCAUGACCUCAGCCCGCUUCGCGGCGCGGCGCUCAAGAGCGAGCACCCCCUGGUGUCCCCUGGAUGGCUGCACCACGUCGGCGACCACUUCCUCAGCCCCGGCGCCGCAGCUGUGCUCGGCUCGCCGUCGGCCGGAUUCCUCGACAUCUUCGGGCCGCUGUCCUCGCAGCAGCAGUGAUCGAACCAACCGGUGAGCGGUGACAUGACAUGCAUGGCCAGCAUACGCUAGGGUUUCUGCAUGCAUGCAUGGACACCGAGAUCGAGGAGGCCAUGCAUGCAUAUACUGGUUCGGUGUUUGCUUAGACUGGUUCAGCAACUGUAUAUAGUUUUGGUUCUGCACUUUUCCCUUCGAUCCGAUCAUCCAAUCGCUUCACAACAACAUGAGAGACAAGAAUUCGAAGCUGCUGCUGCUGCACUCGUCUAGACGAUGAAGAUUGAAUUGGAAGCAAGGAGGAGGGGACAAAGGGGGCACAUACAUCGGAUGUACAUGGAGUUCUCUGAUCUUGUAUCUGUUCUUGUUUAAUUUCCCUUGAUUAGAAGUUUGUGAUGUGAGUUUUUGAUGCAAAGACUGUUUUGGUUUUGGUGCAGUGCUAGUUGUACAUUAAUAAUGUAUGUAUGGUACCAUUUGGUACACUACUCAUGGAAUUCAUUUAUUUAUUGAUUCGUUUUA